This is a messenger RNA of Miscanthus lutarioriparius, 1584 nucleotides long. The record is from the annotation of a GenBank genome assembly. NCBI's taxonomy places the organism in Eukaryota, Viridiplantae, Streptophyta, Magnoliopsida, Poales, Poaceae.
AUGGAUUUCGGCCGGCGCAAGAGCUUCAGCUUCUUCGAGGAGGACCGCAAGUCGUCGUCGCGGCCGGGCGCGCACACGCCCGUGCACCAGUACUACGCGCGCGCCGGCGGGGGCGGGAGGUCGCCGGCGCGGGAGGCGGCGGAGCCCGCGCGCCUGAGCAUGUCGUCGGCGGUGCCCGGGCUCGGGGUCGAGGUGCCGCUGCCGCCCAUGCAGCAGAUGCAGGCUGCCGGCAGCUGCUCCCCGUGGGUGCAGUCGCCGCUGCACGGCCGGCUCCGGUUCCCGCCGUCGCCCGCCGCCAUCUACCACUGCCUGGCGGCGCUGCACCGGCUGGAGGGCGACGUGCACGCGCUGGCCGUGGCGCGGGGCGUGCUGUUCACGGCGUCCGACAGCGGCCGCGUCCGCGCGUGGGCGGCGCCCGGCUGCUUCAACCGCGGCUACCUCGACGUGGGCCGCGGCCGCGUCCCGGCGCUGGCCGCGUGCGGGGGCACGCUCGUCACGUCCCACGCCCGCGACCACCGCGUCCGGGUCUGGACCGUCUGCGCCGCCGCCGUGUGCGACCACGUCCGCGCCAAGAAGGCAGCCACGCUCCCCGCCAAGUCGUCGCUCCUCCUCCAGAACCCGUUCGCCAAGCGGCGGCAGCACCAGCACCGGGACACCGUCUCCUGCCUCGUGCUCCACGCCGUGGCGGGCUUGCUCUACACCGGCUCCCACGACCACACCGUGAAGGCGUGGCGGCUCUCCGACGGUUCCUGCGUCGACUCCUUCGUGGCGCACGACGGGCCCGUCAACGCCAUGGUGGUGAACGAGGCGGACGGCUGCGUCUUCACGGGAUCCGCCGACGGCACCGUCAAGAUGUGGCGCCGCGUGUACGGCGGCACGGCGCACGCGCUCAUCAUCGUGCUCCGCUCCGAGCUGUCCCCCGUCAACGCGCUGGCGCUGUGCCACGCCCACGCGGCGGGAGGCGGCGGCGGCGCAAGGCGGUGCUUCCUCUACGCGGGGUCCUCGGACGGAUACGUGAACGUGUGGGAGAAGGAGGCCACGGUGGGGCGGCCGGCGCACGCCGGGUACCUCAAGGGCCACCGCCUGGCGGUGUUCUGCCUGGCUUCCGGUUGCGGCGGCCGGGUGGUGGUGAGUGGGUCGGAGGACGCCACGAUGCGCGUGUGGAGGCGCGAGGGGAACAAGGGCGGCGCGGCGCACACGUGCCUGGCCGUGAUCGAGGGGCACCGGGGCCCGGUGCGGUGCCUGGCCGUGGGCGGCGGCGAGGCCGGGGAGGUGGAGGGCAGCAUGGUGGUGUACAGCGCCGGGCUGGACAGGAGCGUCAAGGUGUGGAGGAUACGGGUGGUGGGGAAGGAGGAGGAGGAGGACGACGACGAGGAGGUAGAUGGGGACGACGGCGAGGAUGACGACCCCGAGGCGGCAGCGGAGAUAUUAAUGGCGGGAGGGAAGGCCGACGGCGGCGAUGCGCAUGCGAUCCCCGUCGCGAGGGACGACGUGGAGGACACCGAGGAGCCCGAGUUCGUGGGGCCCACGCCGGUGCUGUCGCCGGUGUGGGUGGAGAAGCGGCGGCACACGAGCCGUGGGUGA